AUGGCCAUAUCCAGGAGCAAAAUAAAAUAUUUAUUUCCCAAUGCUACAUUACAGUCAUACUAUCCAAAUUCCGAAAUGUUUAAAGUUCCAAAGGUUGGAAGUGCACCAAGAAUAUAUAAUGGUUUAGAUCCUCGAAAGGUACAUAGUUAUCCAUGGAUAAAUAUGUUUAAAACACGAAGAAUAAAAGAAACAGGUUAUCAACAUGGAAAUUGGGCAGGUCCUUCUAUUCAUUCAAUGACACUUGAUGAAUUAGCUACCUUUUUUAGUAAUAAAGAUCAUUUAAAACAUUUUUCUCUUUUUCAAUUAUUUAAAGCAACCUAUGGACAAUUCCAAUUUUUUUUUCUUCUCAUGGGUUCUAUUGUUGUUACUAUAUCACCCAUUAUAUUGUUCACCUUAUAUAUGCAAAAAUUUGAACCCUUAGAAGUUACCAUCGACCCUGAGGAAUAUUAUAAACAUUUUCGAUGGCAUUAUUAUGGAGGGGAAAUUGAUCAUCAUGCUUUCUCACAAUAUCUUGAAGCUAGAAGAGCAGUUAGAUAUAGAAAUGCUGAUAUAAAUCCAGUCGAUUGGAUACCCCCUCAAUAUAGAAAUGUAGAGGAAUAA
Messenger RNA from Plasmodium adleri (nom. inval.), 600 nucleotides. RefSeq names its product conserved Plasmodium protein, unknown function. The record is from RefSeq and is a predicted model, not a curated record. The transcript has a single exon. The coding region runs from base 1 to 600 and encodes 199 amino acids. NCBI's taxonomy places the organism in Eukaryota, Apicomplexa, Aconoidasida, Haemosporida, Plasmodiidae.